Hyaloperonospora brassicae is the source of this 693-nucleotide messenger RNA. NCBI's taxonomy places the organism in Eukaryota, Oomycota, Peronosporomycetes, Peronosporales, Peronosporaceae. The record is from the annotation of a GenBank genome assembly.
AUGGCCGACACGCGACAGAAGAACGUGAUCGUGAGCAAACCCAUUCUGUAUGGAUCUGUCGCCACGUAUCUUGGGCGGAAAGCCGAGGAGACGAAGACGCAUCGCUGGUCGAUCUACCUGCGUGGCGUGGACAACGAGGACCUGUCGUACCUGAUCAGCAAGGUCGUGAUUAGUCUGCACGUGAGCUUUGCCAACCCCGUGCGAGUGUUAACCGAACCGCCGUAUGAAGUCACGGAACUCGGGUGGGGCGAGUUCGAAACGCGUAUUCAGAUUUACUUUCACGAUACGAACGAACGGCCCAUUAGCAUUAUCCAUUUGCUCGUGCUCUAUCCACCCAAUAGCCAGCCGGCGAGUACGAAAAAGCCCGUGGUAAGCGAGUUCUACGACGAACUCGUGUUCAAUGAGCCGACCGAGUUCUUCCACAAGAAACUGAUGGCGGGCCCCGACCGGCAGUCGCCGCCGCUGACUAUGCAGGACCACUUGCCGACGUACUCGGACGUUGAGGUUCUAAAGACGCUGGCUCAUGCCGAGGCGUUCGUGCAGAAGGAGAUCCAGGAUGCUAAAACGUUGUUGCUGAGUGCUGACAUGGAGAUUCGAGAACUCAAGGAGCGUAUCUCCGAACACACGAAGAAGAAGAAACAAACGGACAAACUGGCAACUGCAUCUGCGUGUCCUCCAGUUGUGUUGCCUUGA